GGAGCUUCAUCUUUAAUGUCGCGAUUGAAAACUCGAUCCCAGGAUAAUUUGUAGUCAAGGAAAGGAAUUUGUACCCAUUUCUUGAAAGAAUCCAUCAUGUUCCCGCAGAGGGACAUCAGUUUCACUUUCCUUUCACUUAAAUCGGAGCCAAAGGAUUUGAAAUGACUCCUGGUUGACCAUUGCAGUUGUCAGACUGUGCCAUGUACAUGUCAAUUCUGUUUCGGAAAUGUCUCGGGUAACAUCAUGUCUCACGCACCAAGAUCGGAAGCAACUGUCCCAGCUUCUCGGGAAUGUAAACUUACAUUUACUUCAUAAAGCGAGUGUCCAUGGUUUCAGUGGGAAAUCUAUCCAAAUCAGAUGUGAAAAGCAAGGACCAACAUUAACUGUCGGGUACAAUAAGGCUGGUUACAUUUUUGGAGGUUACACAAGUGAAGAUUUUAAGCCUAAUGAAGUAGCUCAGGAUGAUAAGGCCUUUCUCUUUCGACUCUGCAGCGAGGCAAGGGGCGAGCCAUUAAAGUUUCCUGUGAAGCCAGGUUCCAGAUCUAUUCAGAUGUCGAAUUCUGGUCCCAUUUUCGGAGGUCUUGGGUUUAUGCAGCAUGGCAAUAAGAUCGAAAACAAUUCUGACCAGUCCUUCAGUUUCACUAAGCGUGACCUGUAUGGCGGUGAUGUCGAGCUAGUAGAAUGCGAGAUUUACCAAGUGGAAGAUUUAAGAGCUCCCUGGAGAAGUCUAACUUGGACGACAGAGAGAAGACAAGAAUUGAUGGACAGCAUUAAGAACUUUAAGCUGUAUGGAAGUUCUGUACCUAAAGCACAGGCUUUACUAAUUGGACCAGUCGGUGGAGGCAAGUCUAGCUUCAUCAACUCUGCCAAUUCAGUUUUCCGUGGCUAUGUUACUAGUCAAGCUUUGGCUGGAAGUGGAGUAACAACAAUGUACUCAAAGUACUCCUUCAGAGAAAAGGAUGGCAAAUGCCCCCCUCUUAUUCUCUGUGAUACAAUGGGACUUACAGAAGGCACAGACUCUGGGAUACACAGUGAUGAUAUUUUCAACAUAAUCGAAGGACGUGUUCCGAACAAAUAUCAGUUUAAAGCAACUUUGCCAAUUCAGUCGGAUACCAAGAGCUGCGUUAAAUCUGUGCCUGUCACUGAGAAGAUACACUGUGUUGUGUAUGUGCUUGAUGCCAGCAAAGGCACCAUCCUCUCUAACAAAAUGGAAAAGAAAAUUUGUGCCAUUCGCUCACAAAUAAAUCGGUUUGACAUACCGCAGAUUGUUUUGUUAACCAAAGUGGAUAAAGAGUGCUCCCUGGUUUGGAAGAAUGUGGAAAAUGUCUAUGGGAGUGAUCUCAUUGAAAAACAGGUGUUGGAAGUUGAGAAGCAACUCAGUAUUCCAGUUACAUGCAUAAUUCCAGUGAAAAAUUAUUGGUCAAGUCAUGAUCUAGAUUGUGCUACAGAUAUUUUAAUACUGUCUGCACUGCAGCAAAUGUUACGAUAUGCAGAUAGUUUUUUGGAGAACCUUGGUAAUUCAUCUCCAGCGUAGUAGAUAUGUUUCUAACUGCUCUGUCCCAUUUUUCCUCUGAUAGUAACUCAAUAGUUUCCCCUCGAGUCGGAGUGAACUAAAAAACUUGUUAACAAUCUUUUCCACUUGCAUCUCUGCCUUCUCACAGUCUUCACUGAAUCACAGAAUUUUAAUGGCACAGAAGGAAGUCAUUCAGCCCAUCGGGUUUGUACUGGUUCUCCAAAUAAUUAUUAUGACCUAGUGCCAUUGUCCUGCUUUUCCCUGUACCCCUGCACAUUGUUUCUAUUCAAACAAUCAUCCAAUACCCUCUUGAAUGCCUCGAUUGAACUUGCCUCCACCACACUUCCAGGCAGUGCAUUCCAGACCCGAACAUCCUGUUGUGUGCAGAAUUAUUUAAUUAAAUGUAAAUUAGAGAGAUACUAUGGUUGAUAGUGUAAGGAAAGAGUUCAUCAGACUGCUGUAAUGUCUGUUAAUGUUGGACCCCUGCUGAUUUCUCCCUACAUUGUAGUAAGUUUAGCAUUUGACAAAGAUCAAUAAGGAAGUAUAGGCAUUUUGAUCCACUGAACUGUUGAAUUAAGACUGACCUUAAAGCAAUGGUCAGUUUAAGAUCUAGUUAAAAGACACUGAGCGGAAUCUUUUGUUCUGGAGGAGAAGUUUGGCGGUAGGAACAGAAGUGAGCAACACUCCCACUUGGGGGCAGGAUGGCUUUUCUCAUGUGAUUAAUUGGUGGUCAGUGCGUUAAAUUUUCAUGCAAGAGCAGCACAGCAAAUUCUGCUGUGGGGUCAGGCAGGAUGUCGACACUCAUGCCACUUCCUGCUCUGCUGGACCUGUUUUGUCCAUUUCUGUGACCACCUCACUGACCC
Messenger RNA from Carcharodon carcharias (great white shark), 2376 nucleotides. RefSeq names its product interferon-induced protein 44-like. Bases 227 to 1534 code for a protein of 435 amino acids. The transcript has 8 exons. NCBI's taxonomy places the organism in Eukaryota, Metazoa, Chordata, Chondrichthyes, Lamniformes, Lamnidae. The record is from RefSeq and is a predicted model, not a curated record.